Molecule: messenger RNA, 2898 nt
Organism: Rattus rattus (black rat)
Lineage: Eukaryota; Metazoa; Chordata; Mammalia; Rodentia; Muridae
Gene: Tcf3
Product: transcription factor 3
Exons: 19
Coding region: 409-2364 (651 amino acids)
Biological process (GO): regulation of transcription by RNA polymerase II; immunoglobulin V(D)J recombination
Cellular component (GO): transcription regulator complex
Molecular function (GO): protein dimerization activity; DNA-binding transcription factor activity, RNA polymerase II-specific; RNA polymerase II cis-regulatory region sequence-specific DNA binding
Source: RefSeq, a predicted model, not a curated record
UGGGGGGGCGGAACAUGUCUCCCGCCGCAGGAAGAUGAGGCAGCGCCGGCGGCUGCGGGCGUAGCGGGCCACCGCGGGCCACCGCCGCGCGCCGCCGCCUCUGCUACGGUCCCUUCCCGCGGGGCCUCCUCUGAGAGACGCUUGAGAGAGGCCAGGCGACGCGAACGCGAGUGGGGAGGAGGAAGGACGCGCGACCCCGAGCCCUGCGCGCUCCUGCCGCCCACGCGCGACCCUCGGGGACGCGCCCGCCACCCUUUUGUCCCCGGGGUCCCCGAGGGCGGUGGGCAGCAGGGACCCCCGGUGCACCCGGUGCAUGCCCCCGCCCAGCAGUCCCCUGGUGUCACUACACAGGGCUGCCUCUAGGCCUGGGGAACGCACCCCAGUUCCGACACCUGCUGCCCUGGCUGGAUGAUGAACCAGUCUCAGAGAAUGGCACCUGUUGGCUCGGACAAAGAACUGAGUGACCUCCUGGACUUCAGUAUGAUGUUCCCGCUACCUGUGGCCAAUGGCAAGGGCCGGCCCGCCUCCCUAGCUGGAACCCAGUUCGCAGGCUCAGGACUGGAGGACCGACCCAGCUCAGGCUCUUGGGGCAACAGUGACCAGAACAGUUCUUCCUUUGACCCUAGCCGGGCAUACAGUGAAGGUGCCCACUUCAGUGACUCCCACAGCAGCCUGCCGCCUUCCACGUUCCUAGGAGCCGGGCUUGGAGGCAAGGGCAGUGAACGGAAUGCCUAUGCCACCUUCGGGAGAGACACCAGUGUUGGCGCCCUGAGUCAGGCUGGCUUCCUGCCAGGUGAGCUGGGCCUCAGCAGUCCCGGGCCACUGUCCCCAUCGGGCGUCAAGAGCAGCUCCCAGUAUUACACCUCAUUCCCCAGCAACCCUCGGCGGAGAGCUGCAGAUGGUGGCCUGGCAGAUACUCAGCCCAAGAAGGUCCGGAAGGUUCCGCCUGGUCUUCCUUCCUCGGUGUAUCCACCCAGCUCAGGUGAUAACUACAGCAGGGACGCCACAGCCUACCCCUCCGCCAAGACCCCCAGCAGCGCUUACCCCUCCCCCUUCUACGUGGCAGACGGCAGCCUGCACCCCUCAGCGGAGCUCUGGAGUCCCCCUGGCCAGGUGGGCUUUGGGCCCAUGCUAGGUGAUGGCUCGGCCCCCCUGCCACUUGCACCGGGCAGCAGUUCCGUGGGCAGUGGUGCCUUUGGGGGCCUCCAGCAGCAGGAUCGCAUGGGCUACCAGCUGCAUGGGUCUGAGGUCAAUGGCACGCUCCCAGCUGUAUCCAGCUUCUCAGCUGCCCCUGGCACUUACAGUGGGACUUCUGGCCACACGCCACCCGUGAGCGGGGCCGACAGCCUCUUAGGCACCCGAGGGACUACAGCCAGCAGCUCAGGGGAUGCCCUUGGGAAGGCACUGGCCUCCAUCUACUCCCCGGAUCACUCCAGCAAUAAUUUCUCGCCCAGCCCCUCAACGCCUGUGGGUUCGCCCCAGGGCCUGCCAGGGACAUCACAGUGGCCCCGGGCAGGAGCGCCCAGUGCCUUAUCCCCCAACUACGAUGCGGGUCUCCAUGGCCUGCAGAGUAAAAUGGAAGAUCGCUUGGACGAGGCCAUCCACGUCCUCCGCAGUCACGCCGUCGGCACUGCAAGCGAGCUCCAUGGACUGCUGCCUGGCCACAGCACGCUGACCACAAGCUUUGCGGGCCCCAUGUCACUGGGCGGGCGGCAUGCAGGCCUGGUCAGCGGAAGCCACCCUGAGGAUGGCCUCACAAGUGGUGCCAGUCUUUUGCAUAACCAUGCCAGCCUUCCCAGCCAGCCCAGCUCCCUCCCUGACCUCUCACAGAGGCCACCCGACUCCUUUAGUGGACUCGGGAGGGCAGGCGUGACUGCAGGCGCCAGUGAGAUCAAGCGGGAGGAGAAAGAGGACGAGGAGGUCGCAUCAGUGGCAGAUGCUGAGGAAGACAAAAAGGACCUGAAGGUCCCACGCACGCGUACCAGCCCAGACGAGGACGAGGACGACCUUCUCCCCCCAGAGCAGAAGGCCGAGCGGGAGAAGGAGCGCCGGGUGGCCAAUAACGCCCGCGAGCGCCUGCGUGUCCGCGACAUCAAUGAGGCCUUUAAGGAGCUCGGCCGCAUGUGCCAGCUGCACCUCAGCACUGAGAAGCCGCAGACCAAACUGCUCAUCCUGCACCAGGCCGUGGCCGUCAUCCUCAGCCUGGAGCAGCAGGUGCGAGAACGCAACCUGAACCCCAAAGCAGCCUGCUUGAAGCGGCGGGAGGAGGAGAAGGUAUCUGGCGUGGUCGGGGAUCCGCAGCUGGCGCUGUCAGCCGCCCACCCGGGCCUGGGUGAGGCCCACAACCCAGCCGGGCACCUGUGAGCCGUCACGGGGUCUUCGUUGGACCAGGGACCACCACAUCUCUGCCCGGGGUGCACCCAGGAUGGUCCUGGAUGAGACAUCUCCAUCGAGGCAUGGGCAGAGGGCUCUGGGGACACUUCAGGGCCUGGGGGAGUUGGCACGGAGCAGCCCACCUGUCUUGGCCCAGUAACCAAGCUGAAGGGCGGCUCCUCCUCUCGAUUAGCGGGAACUGGAAACAAAGCAGCAUGCCCACUUAUCAGAAAGGAAAAAAGAUGCCUUAACUAUGUCAGACGGAAGAGUCGGACCGCGCCCUGGCAAGGGCGGCCUGGAACUGGCUUCUAGUUCAGAGCCACAGCACAUUGUGCCUAAGCAUUUUUCGUUUUUUAAAAGGAGAAUAAAGGAACAUUAGUUUUCAGAUUUUUUUUUAAUGUAGACAAAAGUUAGCAAGAACGAGGCCUUCCGUGUCUUUUUUUUUUCCCUUAACUUUCUUUUCCGUAUGUUUUGUAAGCAACAAAUUUUUGUAUAAAAGUCUCAUGUCUGUUUCUGUUUCUAGAA